UGUAAUCAUUAGUGUUGCAACUUAUAAAGUAUAAACAAAAUUCAAAACAAUAAAUUUGUAAUUUUACAAGGAAGUCUUAAAUCUUAUUUAUAGUUCGCGUUAUUCUGUAAAAAAAUAUUUAUUUCUAAAUUAAUAUGCAGGAUUGAAUAGUAAAUAAAUAAAAUAUGAAUAAUAAUAUUGUGAUCACCAAAGUAUUCCGAUUAUUUUAAUGUAAAAAAUUGCGUGAUAAGCGAUGUUGAAUGGCUUGGGUCUUUUAUUUCUGACGGGGGUGCUAUGGGGUUGCACAAAUCCAUUUAUUCGUCAGGGAACCAAAGGCCUUCGCUCGGUGCAAGCUAAGAGUAAGGUGGGCCAGCUGUAUGCUGAAGUGGUAUUCUUGCUAAGUAACUGGAAGUAUGUUCUACCAUGGCUGAUAAACCAAGCGGGUUCCCUGGUCUACUUAAUGGCUGUACAGCGACUGCCCCUAUCAACAGCAGUUCCAGCAGCGAACAGCCUCGCCUUCGCCUUCACUGCUAUUACUGCCGCUGCUAUUGGGUCUGAAGAACCGCUUGAUUCUCGAGCCAUUCUCGGCGUGGUGCUGGUCGUCGGUGGAACAUUCCUCUGUUGUAUGGACAAUGUUUAGUUAAUUAUAUAACAUAUUAAGUUGAAACUAUAAAACUCUGUUUCCGAUAUUGAAAGAAACCAAAAUUUAAGCUGUAGAAGGAUUAUUUUAAUCAUAUCUCUUUAUCAGCUGCCCCAUAGAAAAAAAUACGACUCGUAGUUAUUACUUGGAUAUUGAAACCUCGGGUUUGGUGACUUAUUCUGUGAUGUUAUGUGAUAAAAGUAAUACACAAUUUGUAUGACAAAGUUCUUUAUUUCUAUAGUAGUAAUUUACAUAUAAAGUAUUUUAUACAAAUAAUAAAUAUAUGUUAAAGGUGAAUAAAUAGAUGUAUGUUCUGUAAAGAAAUCACAA
Messenger RNA from Pieris napi, 949 nucleotides. Its product is annotated as transmembrane protein 234 homolog. Bases 233 to 619 code for a protein of 128 amino acids. Lineage: Eukaryota; Metazoa; Arthropoda; Insecta; Lepidoptera; Pieridae. The record is from RefSeq and is a predicted model, not a curated record. The transcript has 4 exons.